This is a messenger RNA of Melampsora larici-populina 98AG31, 815 nucleotides long. RefSeq lists its product as uncharacterized. The record is from RefSeq and is a predicted model, not a curated record. The coding region runs from base 46 to 474 and encodes 142 amino acids. Gene Ontology annotation, molecular function: calcium ion binding. NCBI's taxonomy places the organism in Eukaryota, Fungi, Basidiomycota, Pucciniomycetes, Pucciniales, Melampsoraceae. Gene Ontology annotation, cellular component: myosin II complex. Gene Ontology annotation, biological process: mitotic actomyosin contractile ring assembly. The transcript has 5 exons.
CUAUCGUCUUUCUUCCAACUUACCUAACUUAUCAAACUAUCAACCAUGCCCGCAUCAGAAGCAGAGAUCAAAGAAGCUUUCGCUCUUUUUGAUAAAAAGGGAACUGGUCAUAUCUCUCGUGAAAAUCUUGGGGAUCUACUUCGAGCACUCGGACAGAACCCUACACAGGCAGAAGUGGCCGACUUAGCAGCUAGCGCACCACGUGAUAUUGAUUUUGGAACUUUUGAAGCCAUCUUAAACCGACCUGGAGGAUUUUCACCUGCUGGAACGGCUGAAGACUUCAUUCGAGGUUUUCGAGUGUUUGAUAAAGAAGGAAAUGGUUAUAUUGGUGUAGGAGAACUUAGAUAUGUAUUAACGAGUUUAGGAGAGAAAUUGAGUGAUGAAGAAGUUGAUGAACUGAUGAAAGGUGUUCAGGUCGGAAAUGAUGGAAACAUCGACUACGAGAAAUUCGUCCGGAGUAUAUUGCAACAAUAGUCAUUUCAUCAUCGUUUCUAAUGUGCUCACUUGAUAUUUCAAACUCUACCAUGUCUUGAGGCCAUGUGGUCUGAUCAAGUGAAUCAAAACGUAUCACUCUUUUCUUUCAACACCACCAGCCCAAAACAAAAACUCACUCUUCAUAGAUGAAUGCGAUCGAUCUAAAGACUUUCUAAAGGAUCAAUCAUAUCUAAGAAGCCUUUUACAUUGUUCUUUUUCUCUAUUGUUUCUAUGUACUUAUUUUCUAAAAUCUCUUCCCUUGAGAGAUUUUGUUUUCUUCUUCUUUUGUCUUGCUAUCGUUUAAUGAACUCAAGCUUGCCAAGAAAUCUGACAUUUUGCUC